AUGCCAAGCCCGCCGCGAUUGCCUGUGCAUGACGGGGUCCGUCUCGGCACCACAUCCCGCGUCGAUCAGGCCCUGGAUUCAGACGAAACAUCCACUGCGGACGCCGCUGUCAGUGUCAACUCAGUGGAAAAUGGGGAACCCCAACCGCCGACGUCGAUCCUGGGAGUGGGCAGUCCCGGUACCGGUAGCACCCCGCUCCUAGCAUCAUCCACAGCCCGAGCUAGUGGUGAUAGCAGCAGCAGUGGAAGCUCGACUCCAACGUCACUAAAUCUUCCCCUCCUCCAGGAUGAGAAGCCCCGGUAUAUGCGACGGCGGCCCCGGCUAAUAAAGAGGUUAUCAAAAAAGAUGGUGUUCUGUUCAGCCUGGGUCUUCGUCAUUGGCUUCCUGUGCGUCUGCCUAUACAACUACCGAUAUAAUGCCAAUGGCCGCGCCCCCUCGUUUGCUCACCCGGACGUGGAAAAGGGCACCCUGAGUAGUACCACCCAACACGGCAACUACGGCGACAACGACGGUGACGGCAAGGCAGACAGUGGUGGUAGUACAAAGGCAAUAACUUCAUCUGUCGACCCGGAUCUCGAGCUAGGUCUUUCGUCCGCAUCUUCUCCUUCGGCUUCGACCUUUUCCAACUCGUCCGCAUCUUACACUUCGGUCCCAACUCCAACACAUAAGAUUGCAGACGCCCAGGACGCGUCACAGUUCCCAUCCACCACCUUGUUGACCGUAACCACCACCAUGGCCAAAGAAAAGCAGCCCGGCGCUACAGCCACAUCUCCUGCAGUCACAUUGCGCCAAGGCCGGUACAUUGGCGUCAGCUUGCCUGUCGAGUACCGCUUCCCCAAUGCCAUUGAGGCCUUUCGCGGCGUUCCCUUUGCUCAGACCACCGGAGGAGAAAACCGCUUCCGGCCACCCAAGGCACUGCCGGACUCCGAGCAGACGUUCCAGGCUGUCAAGUUCGGCGAGAAUUGUCCUAUAGGAGGGACGGUAGGCAACGGGUUUGGAGAGAACUGUCUGAACGCCAAUAUCUACAGGCCGGCAGGUCUCGUUGAUAACGAUGGACUGGCAAAGGGGGACAGCAGCAACAAGCGACCAGCAUUGCUGCCUGUAGUUGUCUACAUCCAUGGAGGUGCCUUCAACGGGGGUAUGGGCGUUGAACGCAAUAUGGCGAGCUUCAUUGCUUGGACCGAUGCGCCCAUGAUAGGCAUUAACUUCAACUAUCGUGUUGGUGCCUUGGGGUUCCUCCCCUCAACAUUGACGGCCAAGGAAGGAUUAUUGAAUCUGGGGUUAAGGGACCAGACUAUGAUGUUGGAAUGGGUGAGGGAGAAUGUGAAGGCCUUUGGGGGCGAUCCGGAGAAUGUCACUAUCAUGGGACUUAGUGCUGGUGCGCAUUCGAUUGGGCACCAUAUCAUGUACUACGCCCGCAAGGCGACUCCGGCACCCUUUCACAGAGCCAUCCUAGAGUCCGGCGCUACUACUGCUAGAGCCGUCCUCCUCCCAAACCAUCCUCGUCACCUGGUCCAAUUUCGUGAAUUCCUCGCCGCUGCUGGCGUCGACGGCGCACCGGAGGAUCAAAUCUUCGAUCAUCUUCGCAAGCUUCCGCUCGAGACCAUAGUCAAAGCGUCCAAGAAAGUCUGGGACCGCUACGAACCCAGCGUAACCUGGCCCUUCCAACCCGUCAUCGACGGGCUUCACGACCACCAACAAGCCACCAGCAACAGCAACAGCGAAACCACUCCCGUCCUAAUCCCCGACAUCCCCAUCACCUCCUGGCGACAAGGCAAACACCUCCGCAUCCCCAUCCUGACGGGCUUCAACACCAACGAAGGCGCAACGUUCAUCCCCGGCAACGCCAACACCAACGGCGACUUCCGCUCCUUCUUCAAGACCCUCAUCCCCACCCUCGCCGAGACCGACCUCGCCGCCCUCGAGCACCUCUACCCGGACCCCGUGACAAACCCCUCCUCCAACAACCCGUACCGCUCCGUGCCCGCCGGCAAGGGAGCCCAAUGGGCCCGUCUCGAUGCUGCAUAUAGCCACUACGCUUACAUCUGUCCCGUGCUGCAGACGGCGCACUUUAUGAGCCGGGCUGGGCUGCCGGUUUAUGUCUAUAGGUUUGCGGCCACGGGUAAUUGGAACGCGGCGAAUCACGCGGACGAGGCACCCGUUGUGACGCAUGAUAUGGACUUUUUGAGGUCGUUGGGACCUCCCGGGAGGAGUAAGGGGUUGAGGAAGGUAGCGGAUGGGAUGAAUGCUGCUUGGGGAAGGUUUGUUAGUGGGGAGAAGGUUAUUGAGGUUGAGACGGAUGGGAAGGAUGGUGGGAGUGGGAAGAGGGCGGAGUGGCCGUUGUUUAGGACGCCGUUUGGGGAUGAUGAUUUGGAACUAGACCGCGGCGCUGGGAACAAGACUGCGGAGAGAAAGACCGAAAAAAGGAGGUGGUCAUUGUCAUCAUUGUGGAAACAGAGCAGCAGUGAUGAUGACGAUGAAAAGUCUCCACCAGAGGGGACGGGCAGGAUGAUUGUUUUUGGAGAAGGGAAUAAUGAGCGGGCAGGCGGUAGUAGUCCUGGUACACCGGCUAAGGAGGAGGUUCUCAAUGGGAUAUUGUUGAAGGCUUGCCGGUUUUGGUGGGAUCGGAUAGAGUUGAGUGAGGGCUUGGGUAAAAGCCGCGAAGAGAUGGGGAACGCGGGGGCAGCUGCGAGGGCUAAACUUUGA
Neurospora tetraspora is the source of this 2706-nucleotide messenger RNA. RefSeq names its product Alpha/Beta hydrolase protein. The transcript has 2 exons. The coding region runs from base 1 to 2706 and encodes 901 amino acids. The record is from RefSeq and is a predicted model, not a curated record. Lineage: Eukaryota; Fungi; Ascomycota; Sordariomycetes; Sordariales; Sordariaceae.